Messenger RNA from Sarcophilus harrisii (Tasmanian devil), 1551 nucleotides. RefSeq names its product eva-1 homolog B (gene EVA1B). The transcript is spliced from 3 exons. NCBI's taxonomy places the organism in Eukaryota, Metazoa, Chordata, Mammalia, Dasyuromorphia, Dasyuridae. The coding region runs from base 494 to 970 and encodes 158 amino acids. The record is from RefSeq and is a predicted model, not a curated record.
CGAAGGUCUGGGUGCGAACGGAAGCCGCAAGCCCCCGAGGACGGGUGCUAGAGUUGGGACUGGCCAAAGCGCAGCAGACACUCCCCUUCCCGCUUCCCCCCUCCCUCCGUCCCUCUCGGGGCCGCCUGGGUUCUCCAAAAGCCCGUUUCCUGUGCCGGGGGUGGGGGUGGGAGGCGGGGCGGGGGCGCUCUCCCCUCCCACCCCCCUUCCUUCCCUCCCUACCCCUCCUGGGCCCUCCUCCUUCCUCGGAGGAAACUUUCCGUCCGCUCCGUUGGCGGCCGGGCCGUGGCUCCGGGCCCCCCAGGAUUGCCUAACCCACCGCCGGACGGGGCGGACAGAACUUCCUCCGUCCCUUUCCCGCCAUGGAGGCGCUGGGCUAGUCGGGGGGCGCUCCCCGUAACUGAAGCUGCUGAGCCGCGCCGGUCUUUUGCAGACGUUUUCUGGGACCUUCCACCCUCUACCCCCCCCCCCCCCCCCCCCCCCCCCAAGCAACAUGGAGGCCCGGAAACGAGACAUGGAACUGAUCAGUAAUAUCCUGGCAGCCUACGCCUACGUCCGAGAUCAUCCUGAGAGUUUCGGCCUCUACUUUGUCCUGGGCAUAUGCUUUGGGCUCUUGCUGACCCUGUGCCUGCUGGUCAUCCGGAUCUCCUGCCGGCCCCAGCCCAGGCCUUCUGGCAAAGGUCCCCAAAAAAUCUCCAGAGGAGAGCUCCCCGACGGGGACGAGGAUGAAGACGAGGAUGACACCGACACCAUGACCCGGCUGGGGCCCGAGGACGCGGGAUCCGGCCCAGAACUGACCCCCGAGAUGGACAGCCCCCUCAGCGUCAACGUCUUCACCUCUGCCGAAGAGCUGGAAAGGGCCCAGCGCCUGGAAGAGCGAGAGCGGAUCCUGCGGGAAAUCUGGCGCACGGGGCAGCCCGACCUGCUGGGCACCGGCACCGGCACCGUGGGCAGGGUCCAUUACUACUGAUGGGCCGACUUGCACGUGAGCCGCCUUUCUCUCAGCAGCGGGGGAGGACUCCUCCGCUCCCCUAAUAGCCUGGACGAUUCUCUGACACGGUGCUAAGGCUGGGCUCCCUCUUGGGGAGCGAGCCCCUCAUUUCCUUAACGGACCCCAAGGAGUAGGACGGGAGCAAGAGGAGUCUCUCCUGGGAGUUUCAAGCGACCCGGGAAAGCUGCCUCGUCAGCGCCAUCCCUUUGCUCGCCAUGCGCGGCCCCCUUCGGAGUAGAGGAAACUUUGGGGCCGGUCUUCAGGCGCAGGGGGAGCACGCUGGGGUCGGCUCCUAAACGGUUUUCCCUCCUCUUGUUGGGGAGAACAGGGGGCUCCCCCGAGGAGGGGCCCCGGACGGGAGGCCAGGGAGCCCGGACUAGGGGAUGCGCCCGGCAGCGCCGCGGCCCGGCCUCCCUCCCACCGCAGAGCCGCGGGGCCGCGUCCCUCGGAAAAAUGUGUUGUUUCUGCUCGGCCACGCCCCCGUUUCCGCCGCCCGCCCCGGCUCCGGGAGGACGCCGACCUUGGGCUUGGCCAACAUUAGCUGGAUGUCUGUAGCGUGA